CACAAGGUGUCUUUGCUAAAUUCUGUUCACUUGCAACAAUGGCUUGGACUAGAUCUACUUGCAUUCUCUCCUUUAUCUGGUUUGCUCACAUAACAGCUGUAUCGAUUAAGCAUCUUUCUAAAGGAAAUGUACAUGAUGCACAUCUUGAAGAACAGAAGGAUAUUUCAGAACUCAAUUUAGCUGCAGGGUUGGACCUCUUUCAAGGGGACAUCCUCCUGCAGAAUUCCAGAAAUGGCCUGAGAGACCCCAAUGCCAUGUGGAAGUUCCCCAUUCCUUACAUUCUGGCAGACAAUCUGGAGCUGAAUGCCAAAGGAGCCAUUCUCUAUGCCUUUGAAAUGUUCCGUCUCAAGUCCUGUGUGGAUUUCAAGCCCUAUGAAGGAGAGAGCACAUAUAUCAUCUUUCAGCAGUUUGAUGGGUGCUGGUCGGAGGUUGGCGACCAACACAAAGGACAGAAUCUUUCCAUUGGCCCGGGGUGUGACUAUAAGGCCAUCAUCCAACACGAGAUCCUGCAUGCUUUGGGAUUUUACCAUGAGCAGUCAAGGACAGACCGGGAUGAUUACGUGAAAAUCUGGUGGGAUGAAAUUCUUCCAGGUUUCGAGCACAACUUUAACACCUAUGAUGACAACUUCAUCACAGACCUCAACACGCCCUAUGAUUACGAGUCUUUGAUGCACUAUGCACCUUUCUCAUUUAACAAGAAUGAAAGUGUCCCUACUAUCACGGCCAAGAUCCCUGAGUUUAACUCUAUCAUUGGGCAGCGACUGGAUUUCAGUACUAUUGAUUUGGAGAGGCUGAACCGAAUGUACAAUUGUACCACAACUCACACCCUUUUGGACCACUGUGCUUUUGAGAAGGCAAACAUCUGUGGGAUGAUUCAGGGUACCAGAGAUGACGCAGACUGGCUCCAUGAGAACAGCGCUCAGCCUGGGCAAGUGGAUCACACCUUGGUGGGAAAAUGCACAGGUGCCGGCUACUUCAUGCACUUCAACACCAGCUCGGGGCUGUCAGAGGAGGCAGCCCUGCUGGAGUCUCGGAUUCUUUACCCAAAGAGGAAGCAGCAGUGCCUGCAGUUUUUCUAUAAAAUGACAGGAAGCCCUUCAGAUAGACUUGUCAUCUGGGUCAGGAGGGAUGACAGCACGGGCAAUGUUCGCAAGCUGGUCAAGGUGAAGACCUUUCAAGGAGAUUUUGACCAAAAUUGGAAAAUUGCCCAUGUGACACUCAGAGAGGAAAGGAAGUUUCGCUACGUUUUCCAGGGCACAAAAGGUGACCCCCAGAACUCAACUGGAGGGAUUUACCUGGAUGAUGUCACUCUGACGGAAACCCCAUGCCCCACAGGGGUUUGGACAGUACGGAAUUUCUCCCAGUUUCUUCAGAACACAGUUAAAGGGGACCGCAAACUGAGCCCUCGAUUCUACAAUUCAGAGGGAUAUGGUUUGGGGUUGACCUUGUACCCUCAUGGUAGAAGUAACUCCGUUAGCUCUGGCUACUUAGGGCUUGCUUUUCACCUGUGCAGUGGGGAGAAUGACGCUGUCCUGGAGUGGCCAGUGGAAAACAGACAGGUGAUAAUGACAAUACUCGACCAGGAACCUGAUGUUAGGAAUAGAAUGUCCUCAAGCAUGGUGUUCACUACCUCUAAGUCCCAGACAUCUUCAGCAAUAAACGGCUCUGUCAUCUGGGACAGACCAUCCAUUGUGGGAUCUUAUGAUCAGGAUUGUGAGUGUUAUAGAAGCAUGGACUGGGGCUGGAGUGCUGUCAUCUCCCACCAAAUGCUGAAAAGGAGGAAUUUCCUUAAAAAUGAUGACCUUAUCAUUUUUGUGGACUUUGAAGAUAUCACCCACCUCAACCAGACUGAAGUUCACACUAAAAACACAAGGCUCACUCCUCAAGGCCUCGUUCUCCAGGACCAAGAGCAGCAGGCCUCAGAAGAAGGUUCAGGGAAGGCCUUGUUAGAGAAAGCCCCACCUGGCGGCCUGGGCCAGAGGCAGCCCAGCAGACAGAAACGGUCAGUGGAGAACACAGGCCCUAUGGAGGACCACAACUGGCCACAGUACUUCAGAGACCCAUGUGACCCGAACCCUUGCCAAAAUGAAGGCAUCUGUGUGAACGUGAAGGGGAUGGCGAGCUGCAGGUAGGCCCUGUGG
This is a messenger RNA of Hipposideros armiger (great roundleaf bat), 2141 nucleotides long. RefSeq names its product meprin A subunit alpha (gene MEP1A). Gene Ontology annotation, cellular component: membrane. Gene Ontology annotation, biological process: proteolysis. Bases 39 to 2132 code for a protein of 697 amino acids. NCBI's taxonomy places the organism in Eukaryota, Metazoa, Chordata, Mammalia, Chiroptera, Hipposideridae. The record is from RefSeq and is a predicted model, not a curated record. The transcript is spliced from 13 exons. Gene Ontology annotation, molecular function: protein binding; metalloendopeptidase activity; zinc ion binding.